Molecule: messenger RNA, 681 nt
Organism: Monoraphidium neglectum
Lineage: Eukaryota; Viridiplantae; Chlorophyta; Chlorophyceae; Sphaeropleales; Selenastraceae
Exons: 1
Coding region: 1-681 (226 amino acids)
Source: RefSeq, a predicted model, not a curated record
AUGGCGCCGCCGCGCAGCGACGCCCCCGCCGCCGCCGCCGCCGCCCCCAAGGCCAAGGCGGCGCUCCCCACGGAGAUGAAGCGCGACCGCCCCGGGAUCGCGGUCGAGCCGCUCCCGAAGCGCCCCGUGCGCGGGCCGCGGCUGACGCUGUCGUACCUACUGCGCCUCGCCGCGUGGGAGCUGCUGCCGGAGCGGCCCCCGAAACGCAUCUACCGCCCGCCUGCCGAGUAUGCAGUCGAGAACGGCAAGGUCUACUUUUCUGACGGCAUGGACGAGGACUACGAGCCCAACCUCUUCACCAAGGCCCUGGCAGUGGUCAGCCUCGGCCUCUACAUCGGCAUCCCCCAGAUCCUCCUCACGCUCUUCGUCCUCUGCUUCUUCUACCCCUGGGCGCGCCUCGCCCUGCUGCUCGUCUCGGGGUCCGCUUUCCUGCCGCUGCGGCCGCUGGCGUGGCGGCGCGUGCUGGGCUCCUACCUGUUCCUCACGUGGCGGCGCUACUUCAAGUUCAGCUUUGUGUUUGAUGAGUCACUCAACGCCUACAAGGAUUACGUGAUCGCCCAGUUCCCGCACGGCGCCUUCCCAGUGCGCUGCCGCGGGCGGCCGCGGGCCGCGGCAGAUCGUGGGGACCGGCGCGGGCGCGUGGGUCGGGCGGCUGGCUGCGUGUGUGGGUCUGCUGCCUGA